AGAAGAAGGAAGAAGUUCUUGUUGACGUGUAGGUUGGAAAUUGUAGCUUGUAUGUAUCAAAGUACACUCUUUUAUUAUUAAUUAUUCAAAAAUGAAUUCGUUCGGUUUAUUGCAAAGGUUUUUAACAAAACGUUACUCAAGAUAAACUGGAAAUACUGCAAAGACAGACAUACCAGUGAUACAGACUGACGAGUUUGUGACAGACUCCGAUCCUGUAGCGUUAAUGAUGCUACACAUAAAGGGUGUGGUGAAAUAAGAACGUCUAUGAUAAACUAUGGGGAAGAAGAAGGUGCUGGAUCUGUAUAGAGCUCCAUUUCCACUGUACACCAUCAAAGUGGAUUCCACUACAGGGCUUGUGAUAACAGCUGGAGGAGGGGGUCCCUCAAAGACAGGAAUAAAAAAUGCUGUACAUUUCCUGGAUGUGAAGAUGGUUGGAAAAAAUCAGUACAGCUCCAGUCUUCUUCACUCUCAUGAUACGGACACACGCGCCACUAUAAACAUGGCUGUUGGUGAUGGUGUGAUUGCUGCUGGACAGGAUGGCACAUGCAGCCUCAUGAAGUUUAAACUCUGCCAGCAGAAAGAAGAAAAUGCUACGCAUAAAGAUGGUAACACCCCUGAACUUAGCAAUGCCAGACGAAGAUGUGGGAAAGCUGGCAAAGAUAAUCUUGAGAACCGUUCUACUGAUACUAGGAAUGAGACGGUUCAGAUCACAGUGACCAAUAUAGCUGAAGUGCUGUCAGACUUAAACCCACAUGACCCUCUUCAGAAAGUUGUUAGGUUCAGUCCUGACAUGAAACUUCUGCUGACCGGAGGCACCGAUGGAUACAUCAGAGUUUGGGAGUUUCCAUCCCUUGAGAAAAAGUUUGACUUUAAAGCACACGAAAAGGAGAUUGAAGACUUGGAUAUUAGUACAAUAAGCAAGCAUCUUGUGACUGUGGGACGAGACUUUGUCUGCAAUGUGUGGAGUGACAACCAGCUGGUUACAAGUUUGAACUGGCUUGAAACCAUGCCUCAAAUUGCUGAAAAGACCUAUCGAUAUAUGGCCUGCAGGUUUGGAAAUGGUGAAGAUGAGAAAGAUGCCAUAAGGCUUUACACAGUGCAAAUCCCUCAUAAACGAGACAAAAAACCUCCUCCGUGCUUUAUCACCAAGUGGGACGGCAAGAUCUUACUUCCAAUGUUAACAUCUCCCUGUGGUACUGAAGUUAUCUCCUGUCUGGCUGUGAGUGACUCUGGGAGGUUUCUUGGCCUUGGAACAGUAACUGGAUCAGUAGCAGUUCACAUUGCUUUUUCUCUACAGAAGCUGUACUAUGUUCAUGAGUCACAUGGCAUUGUUGUGACAGAUGUAGUCUUUCUGCCCAACUUGAUGAAAGGCCAAAAUAUCAAAGGGAACAACAAAGCAGCAUUGCUGAGUGUAGCUGUGGAUAGUCGAUGUCAAGUACAUACUGUCACCAAAGAAAGGCCUAUCCCUCCCUGGCUUUUCUUCUGUGGGCUCAUCAUCGUGGGAGUGCUCUUAAUUUUGCAGUACCUUUUUCCAGUGUUGCUCUAAAUGAUGCAUAUUAUCUGUGAUUAAUAAAUUAAUUAUCAGCAUUAGCAACUACUGGUUUAACAGUUUUCAAUAAGGAUUCAAACCCAAGCAACUGUAUAUUAAGUAAUUGUUUUGUUCUCUGAAUACACUUCAGAUUCACUUCACUCUUUGAGAAACAGGCUUUAUGAAUGGGUUCAUGAAAAUGUAGAAUUUGUACAAAAUGUAAAGGAAUUAUUUCCACAUCUUUGUAGGAACACACACACAAUAGACACUUUUCGAAUAUUUUCCAUUAUAGUAGCAAUUUUGAUUUUGAGAGGAGAAAUAUAUUUAUUAGAUGGACCAACUUAGAAAUUAAGUAAUAACUUUAAGGUUUAGUUGUAAAUAUACUGUGUCUUUGAAUAAUUAGUAUGUACUGAAAAUAGCAGAUUUGAAUUAAGUUGAUGUGACCACAGACAGUUUUAUUUAAAACAUUAUUGAUUGUAUCAAACACAUAUGUUGAUAUACAAUCAUAUGUGUUUCAGUCAUCCCCAUAUUGGUGUUUUAUUUUAAUUUUUAAUUUUUUAAAAGAUUAAAUAAAAGAAUCAGAGGCA
Messenger RNA from Gambusia affinis (western mosquitofish), 2115 nucleotides. It is a transcript of the gene preb, whose product is annotated as prolactin regulatory element binding. The transcript is spliced from 11 exons. Gene Ontology annotation, biological process: protein secretion. The record is from RefSeq and is a predicted model, not a curated record. Bases 275 to 1546 code for a protein of 423 amino acids. Gene Ontology annotation, cellular component: endoplasmic reticulum membrane. Gene Ontology annotation, molecular function: protein binding; guanyl-nucleotide exchange factor activity; GTPase activator activity. Lineage: Eukaryota; Metazoa; Chordata; Actinopteri; Cyprinodontiformes; Poeciliidae.